Molecule: messenger RNA, 651 nt
Organism: Effrenium voratum
Lineage: Eukaryota; Dinophyceae; Suessiales; Symbiodiniaceae
Source: the annotation of a GenBank genome assembly
AUGCGGGAAAAGAUAUCAGUCAAGAACACCUUCAUUCAGAUUAAGUACGAGGAGGCAGAGCAGCCGCGAGCAAAGAAAAGGAGCGACAGCGCUGACGGUCGGCUGGAGUUGAACGAGGACAUCGAGAAAAGUGGACCUGCCAGCGAUCAGGCGCAGCAAGCUGACACGGUGUGCGAUACCGAAGUCGGAGCGGGGACGACAAGAAGCGUUACAGAAGGACCAGAAGGUCUGGGGAACAUGGAGGUGAUGCUUCCACAGCACCAGCAGCAGACACCGCUUUUGGUGUAUUUCCUUAUGCCAGUGCAGGCGGUCUGGUUCCUGGCACAGCAGAUUCGCACCCCUCCAUCGUGUAGGCAAGGGCUGGCUGCCAUUGGACUCCGCCGGACUCGAGGGCCAGGGCCAGAUGACACGGACGACCACUUGUGCGUGCCUGACCAAUUUCGGGGGCAGUUUCCCUGGCGCCCGCAGCUGCAACGCCACCGCUCCUACAUCUUGGCGCCUGUCAGCAUGCUGCCCGCCAUCGAGGCAGUGCAACAAGACGUGAUCCGUAAUGCGGGGUCGCGUGACGAGAAAAAGGUUGGCCUCAAGCAACGCACUAUGAUGGGGGGCACCUUGGAUGAGCUUGUAAACAUUGUCUAUAACCGAAAUUAA